Messenger RNA from Drosophila montana, 4134 nucleotides. RefSeq names its product copper-transporting ATPase 1 (gene ATP7). Gene Ontology annotation, cellular component: trans-Golgi network; plasma membrane. The record is from RefSeq and is a predicted model, not a curated record. NCBI's taxonomy places the organism in Eukaryota, Metazoa, Arthropoda, Insecta, Diptera, Drosophilidae. The coding region runs from base 155 to 4060 and encodes 1301 amino acids. The transcript is spliced from 4 exons. Gene Ontology annotation, biological process: copper ion export; copper ion import; intracellular copper ion homeostasis. Gene Ontology annotation, molecular function: copper ion binding; ATP hydrolysis activity; P-type divalent copper transporter activity.
CUCGCACACUCGCACACACACACACACACUCGCACACACACACGCGCGCCACUGAUAAAUUGUAAAGCAACAAUAAACAAGAAAAAAUAAAAGUCCAAUUAGACCAACAAAACAAACACCAAUACGAAACGAGUCAGUGAAAUGCAAAUUUAAAAUGAAUGACGACCAAAUCGCGAAUGCCAAAAAUGCGCACGCCACAAUCGAACAGCUGAUUAAUCGGGCGCCAACGCCAACGCCAGCAGCGCUGCAGCCUGUUGCUGCCGCCACCGACGCAGCCGCCGACGCAGUCGCCGACGCCACCGCGAACAUGGCCAGCGUGCGUUUACCCAUUGUGGGCAUGACCUGCCAGUCGUGCGUGCGCAACAUUGAGUCCCAUAUGGGCCAGCAGCCAGGCGUGAUCAAGGCGCGUGUCCAGCUGUCGGAGAACGCCGGCUACUUUGACUACGUGCCCAGCCAGAUGGAUGCCGGCCGCAUUGCCAACCUGAUCGAUGAGAUGGGCUUCGAGUGCAGCUAUCAGCCGGAAAUAAGCCCGGCCAGCGCUAGCGCCCAAUUGCGCAUCCUGGGCAUGACGUGCCAGUCGUGUGUGCGCAACAUUGAGGCUCAUGUGUCCAGCAAGCCGGGCGUCCACCACAUCGAGGUGCAGCUGGCCGAGAAGAGCGCUCGCGUCCAGUACGAUCCCGAUCAGCUGACGGCGGCGAGCAUUGCUGAAAUUAUCGAUGACAUGGGCUUUGAGGCGAGCGUGGCCAAUGAUCUGAAUGCCACAGCGCCUGUGUCCACGCCCACGCCCACGUCCACACCCAAAUCUACGCCCACACCGAAGCGAACGGCAACGCCGAGGCAUUCACCUGGCAAGCAACUGUCGACAGGCACAACAAACGGUGCUGCCACCUUGGUGCCCGUGGAGCAGGAGCUGCUCACGAAAUGCUUUCUCCAUAUACGGGGCAUGACCUGCGCCAGCUGUGUGGCGGCCAUUGAGAAGCACUGCAGAAAGAUCUAUGGGCUGGAUAGCAUAUUGGUGGCAUUGCUCGCCGCCAAGGCGGAGGUCAAGUACAAUGCGAAUGUUCUCACCGCCGAGAAUAUUGCCAAAACAAUAACCGAGCUCGGCUUUCCCACGGAGCUCAUCGAUGAGCCCGACAACGGUGAGGCCGAGGUGGAGCUGGAAAUAUCGGGCAUGACCUGUGCCUCCUGUGUCAACAAGAUCGAGACUCACGUGCUCAAGCUGCGCGGCGUUACGGCCGCUUCGGUCACGCUGCUAACAAAACGCGGCAAAUUCCGAUACAUCACCGAUGACACGGGACCCCGGAGCAUCUGCGAGGCCAUCGAGGCGCUCGGCUUCCAGGCGAAGCUGCUCAGUGGCCGGGACAAGAUGGCGCACAAUUAUCUGGAGCACAAGGAGGAGAUACGAAAGUGGCGAAACGCGUUCCUCAUCUCGCUGAUCUUUGGCGGGCCGUGCAUGGUCGCCAUGAUCUACUUUAUGCUGGAGAUGAGCGACAAGGGGCACGCGAACAUGUGCUGCCUGGUGCCGGGCCUCUCCAUGGAGAACUUGGUCAUGUUUCUGCUCUCGACGCCGGUGCAAUUCUUUGGCGGCUAUCACUUCUAUGUGCAAUCGUAUCGCGCCAUCAAGCACGGCACCACCAACAUGGAUGUGCUCAUCUCAAUGGUGACGACCAUCUCCUAUGUGUACUCCGUGGCGGUGGUCAUUGCCGCCGUGCUCAUGGAACAGAAUAGCUCGCCGCUCACAUUUUUCGAUACGCCGCCGAUGCUGCUGAUCUUCAUCUCGCUGGGCCGCUGGCUGGAGCACAUAGCCAAGGGUAAGACGUCGGAGGCGCUAUCCAAGCUGUUGUCCCUGAAGGCAGCCGAUGCGCUGCUUGUGGAGAUCUCGCCGGACUUUGACAUUUCCAGCGAGAAGACGAUCUCUGUCGAUUAUGUGCAGCGCGGCGAUGUGCUCAAGGUUAUACCCGGCGCCAAGGUGCCCGUCGACGGCAAGGUGCUCUAUGGCCAUUCCAGCUGUGAUGAGUCCCUCAUCACCGGCGAAUCGAUGCCGGUGGCCAAGCGGAAGGGUGCCGUUGUCAUCGGUGGCUCAAUCAAUCGGAACGGUAUGCUGCUCGUGGAGGCCACGCAUACCGGCGAGAACACAACGCUGGCCCAGAUUGUCCGGCUCGUCGAGGAGGCACAAACAUCGAAGGCGCCCAUCCAACAGCUGGCGGAUCGCAUUGCCGGCUACUUUGUGCCCUUCGUGGUGGCCAUAUCGAGCGUUACGCUCAUUGGCUGGAUCAUUGCCGGCUUUGUCAAUCCCGAUCUGGUGCCAGUGGCCAUGGAGCACAAGAUGCAUAUGGAUCGCAAUACAAUUGUGAUCAGUUAUGCGUUCAAGUGUGCGCUCAGCGUUCUGGCGAUUGCCUGUCCCUGUGCCUUGGGCCUGGCCACGCCCACCGCUGUCAUGGUUGCCACCGGCACCGGCGCCACAAAUGGCGUCCUGGUGAAAGGUGCCACCGCCCUGGAAAAUGCCCACAAGGUCAAGACUGUGGUCUUCGACAAGACGGGCACCAUCACACAUGGCACACCCAUGACCAGCCGGGUGACGCUCUUUGUGCCGCCCCAGGUAUGCAGUUUGGCCCGUGCCUUGACCAUCAUUGGCGCCGCCGAGCAGAACAGCGAACAUCCCAUUGCCUCGGCGAUUGUGCACUUCGCAAAGGAGAUGCUAAACGUGCAGAUUAGCUUUGGCAAGAGCUCGAACUUUCAGUCGGUGCCCGGAUGCGGAAUACGCGCCACCGUCUCCAACUAUGAGCAGGCGCUGCGGCAGGCCUGCAAUGCGGAGCGGAUCAUCAACUAUGAGAAUCUGUGGCGCACCCAUCCGCACAGCGAGAUCGCUGUGGACAACGGUGCCAGCAUUGACCAGCUCCAGCUGCAGCACAAGUUCGUGGAACAGCAGCAGCUGCUGGCUCUGGACGGCGCACUCGAUCUGGAGCAGCAGCUGAGGCAGCAACAGCACCCGCCACAGGAUCAACCGCCCCUGAUCGACGGACCCGAAAUCCAUGUUCUGAUCGGCAAUCGCGAAUGGAUGCAGCGCAAUGCCAUCGAGGUGCCGCUGGAGAUCAGCGAUUGCAUGACCCGCGAGGAGCACAAGGGACACACCGCUGUCCUCUGCGCCCUGAACGGUCAGCUGGUCUGCAUGUUCGCCGUCGCCGACAUGGUCAAGCCGGAGGCCCAUCUGGCCGUCUAUACGCUCAAGCGCAUGGGCAUCGAUGUGGUUCUCCUGACCGGCGACAACAAGAACACAGCGGCGAGCAUAGCCCGUGAGGUGGGCAUACGCACCGUCUAUGCGGAGGUGCUGCCUUCACACAAGGUGGCAAAAAUCCAGCGGAUACAGCAGCGCGGCGUGCGGGUCGCCAUGGUGGGCGACGGCGUCAACGACAGCCCCGCCUUGGCGCAGGCCGAUGUGGGCAUAACGAUUGCCGCCGGAACAGAUGUGGCCGCCGAGGCGGCGGACAUUGUGCUGAUGCGCAACGAUCUGUUGGAUGUGGUCGCCUGCCUGGAUCUGUCCCGCUGCACGGUGCGUCGCAUACGCUACAAUUUCCUGUUCGCCAGCAUGUACAAUCUGUUGGGUAUACCGCUUGCCAGCGGUCUGUUUGCCCCAUUCGGUUUCACACUGCAGCCCUGGAUGGCAUCGGUCGCCAUGGCGGCCAGUUCGGUUAGCGUCGUCUGCUCCUCCCUGCUGCUCAAGAUGUAUCGCAAGCCGACGGCGAAAACGUUGCGCACCGCCGAAUACGAGGCUCAGCUGGCGGCGGAGCGUGCCAGACGCUAUGGCUCCUCCGAAACGGAGCUGGACAAAUUGUCGCUGCAUCGCGGCCUCGACGAUCUGCCCGAGCUGAUGAAUGGCAAACGGAUGGCCGCAUUUAAGCGCUCCAAUACGUCGCUCAUCUCGCGCAUCUUUAGCGCCAAUACCAAUGGCAAUGGCAACGGCAAGCACGAGGAGGGCCUGCUCCAGGAUGCCAACGAGCGGACGCCAAGGAUUCUGCAGUCCCGCUAUCUGGGCGACACCACCGAGCUGCAAAAGCUCUGAAGCGACCACAAUGAAAGAGCACUGCAUAUAUGUCCAUAUAUAAAUAUAACAUAUAGAAAUCCUUAACUAUAAAU